GCCGAGCCCUUGGCCUGGAGGCGAUAUGGGUGGUCUGUGGCCGGGUUCAGUCGUCCGCAGCCGCCUGGGGAAAAGGCCUGUCUGGCCCUGAGAGAGUCCUCUUUUCGAAGUGGUGGUGCUUGGACGACCUGCUCUCUACAUUGCUGGGCACCUGUAGGUGUCCCUCGAGAGCUCAGUUUUGAGGUUCAAGUCAGUGUGGCCAUGAAGGGGCUGCCUAUUGGGCUGAUGCUGUGACCCUGGAGUCUGCCUUUCCUGCCAGUCCCCCUGCCCGGAACAUGUGGCUGCGGCUUGGCCCGCCCUCGCUGUCCCUGAGCCCCACGCCCACAGUUGGCCGGAGCCUGUGCCUCACCCUGUGGUUCCUCAGUUUGGUGCUGAGGGCCAGUACCCAGGCCCCAGCACCCACAGUCAAUACUCACUUUGGGAAGCUAAGGGGUGCCCGGGUACCAUUGCCCAGUGAGAUUCUGGGGCCUGUGGACCAAUACCUGGGGGUGCCCUAUGCAGCUCCCCCCAUCGGCGAGAAACGUUUCCUGCCCCCUGAACCACCCCCAUCCUGGUCGGGCAUCCGGAACGCCACACACUUUCCCCCAGUGUGCCCCCAGAACAUCCAUACAGCUGUACCCGAAGUCAUGCUACCAGUCUGGUUCACUGCCAACUUGGAUAUCGUCGCUACUUAUAUCCAGGAGCCCAACGAAGACUGCCUCUACCUGAAUGUCUAUGUGCCCACGGAGGAUGUAAAGCGGAUUUCCAAGGAAUGCGCCCGAAAGCCCAACAAGAAAAUUUGUAGGAAAGGAGGAUCCGGCGCUAAGAAACAGGGCGAGGACUUAGCGGAUAAUGACGGGGAUGAAGAUGAAGACAUCCGGGACAGUGGUGCUAAGCCUGUCAUGGUCUACAUCCACGGAGGUUCUUACAUGGAAGGGACAGGCAACAUGAUUGAUGGCAGCGUCCUUGCGAGUUAUGGCAAUGUCAUCGUCAUCACCCUCAACUAUCGGGUCGGGGUGCUAGGUUUCCUGAGCACUGGGGAUCAGGCUGCCAAGGGCAACUAUGGGCUCCUUGACCAAAUCCAGGCCCUCCGCUGGGUGAGCGAGAAUAUUGCCUUCUUUGGAGGAGAUCCCCGUCGUAUCACUGUCUUUGGCUCAGGCAUCGGUGCAUCCUGUGUCAGCCUCCUCACACUAUCACAUCAUUCUGAGGGGCUUUUCCAGAGAGCCAUCAUCCAAAGUGGCUCUGCUCUGUCCAGCUGGGCUGUGAACUACCAACCAGUGAAGUAUACCAGCUUGCUGGCAGACAAAGUGGGCUGUAACGUGCUGGACACCGUGGAUAUGGUCGAUUGUCUUCGGCAAAAGAGCGCCAAGGAGCUGGUAGAACAGGACAUUCAGCCAGCCCGCUACCAUGUAGCCUUUGGUCCUGUGAUUGAUGGUGAUGUCAUUCCUGAUGACCCUGAGAUCCUUAUGGAACAGGGAGAAUUCCUCAAUUAUGAUAUCAUGCUAGGGGUCAACCAGGGUGAGGGUCUCAAGUUUGUGGAAGGGGUAGUGGACCCUGAGGAUGGUGUCUCUGGCACUGACUUUGAUUACUCUGUCUCCAACUUUGUGGACAAUCUGUAUGGCUAUCCUGAGGGUAAAGACACCCUGAGGGAGACCAUCAAGUUCAUGUACACAGACUGGGCAGACCGUGACAACCCUGAGACCCGCCGUAAAACACUGGUGGCACUCUUCACUGACCACCAGUGGGUGGAGCCUUCGGUAGUGACAGCUGAUCUGCACGCCCGCUAUGGCUCACCUACCUACUUCUAUGCCUUCUACCAUCACUGCCAGAGCCUCAUGAAGCCCGCUUGGUCAGAUGCAGCUCAUGGGGAUGAAGUGCCCUAUGUUUUUGGUGUCCCUAUGGUAGGUCCCACUGACCUUUUCCCCUGCAACUUCUCCAAGAAUGAUGUUAUGCUCAGUGCUGUUGUUAUGACCUAUUGGACCAACUUUGCCAAGACCGGGGAUCCCAACAAGCCGGUACCCCAGGACACCAAGUUCAUUCACACCAAAGCCAACCGCUUUGAGGAAGUGGCCUGGUCUAAAUACAAUCCCCGGGACCAGCUCUACCUUCACAUCGGGCUGAAACCAAGGGUCCGUGAUCAUUACCGAGCCACCAAGGUGGCCUUUUGGAAACACCUGGUGCCCCACCUGUACAACCUGCAUGACAUGUUCCACUAUACAUCCACGACCACCAAAGUGCCGCCCCCGGACACCACCCACAGCUCCCACAUCACCCGCAGGCCUAAUGGCAAGGCAUGGAGCACCAAGCGGCCAGCCAUCUCACCUGCCUACAGCAAUGAGAAUGCCCCUGGGUCCUGGAACAGGGACCAGGACGCAGGGCCGCUCCUGGUCGAGAACCCUCGAGACUACUCCACUGAAUUGAGUGUCACCAUCGCCGUGGGGGCCUCCCUCCUGUUUCUCAAUGUGCUGGCCUUUGCUGCCCUCUACUACCGUAAGGACAAACGGCGCCAGGAGCCCUUGAGGCAGCCUAGCCCUCAGAGGGGAACUGGUGCCCCAGAAUUGGGAACUGCUCCGGAGGAGGAGCUGGCAGCAUUACAGCUGGGCCCCACUCACCAUGAGUGUGAGGCUGGUCCCCCCCAUGACACACUGCGCCUCACUACAUUGCCUGAUUACACUCUGACCCUGCGACGCUCCCCUGAUGACAUCCCACUCAUGACUCCCAAUACCAUUACUAUGAUCCCCAACUCCCUUGUCGGGCUACAAACAUUGCACCCCUAUAACACCUUUGCCGCAGGGUUCAACAGUACUGGGCUGCCCCACUCACACUCUACUACCCGUGUAUAGCUCUAGCCCAGAGCACAGCCCAUCUCCCAGUUCCUUCCCUCCCAGACCCACAAACACACAUGCACACACAAACACAUAUAUGUACACGCACGCACCCACACCUUACAGCAGACCCAUCUGCACAAACACAGACAGAUGUGGACAUGCACCCGCAUGUACAAAAACACAAAUCCAGAAGUGAACCUGAACAGACCCUUCAAGUGGGGACACAUAUGAGUCCUUGGUACCAAGGACCCAUGGAACAGCAGCUGGAACCAGCUCCCUGAGCCCGACCACAGACACUCCUGGGGGCCCUGGAAGCUACAGCCAGACACCCCCUUGGUGCUUGCCUUCGGCCUCUCUCGGAACUGCACCACUGACCACCUGCAGACUCGGGAGCUUUAAAGAGCGGGAUAGCUCUUCCUCCCCAAGACUUGGUCUUUUUUUCUGGGUCUUGUUUUUGUUGAUUUUUUAAAUAAUAUUUGGAACCAAUGCUUUUCCAACCACUUGAGUGCUAAGCAGCUCUGGAAGGGAGGACCCCAGCUCAGGACUCUCUGGUUCUGGGGCUCCCAGUAUUCACAUAAUCAGACCAAGGAAAAGGACCCCCAAGAAAGAAACAGAUUGGAACAAGACUAUGGGGUGAAAGGAGGAAGAGGCUAGCAAUGGAUGGGGAUGGAGGGCCAUCGAGGAUAGGUCACCAAAUGGCUCUGUGUUUCCAUGGAGGACUGCAGAGCCUCGAAGUGGUCUGCUUCUCCAACAGCCAGUAGCAUAAGCCUGGCUAGACUAGGGGAGCCUAGGUUUGGUGAACAAAGUACUGUGGAGACCGUGUCCUUGGUGAGCCCGCUGGUAUAUAAUCUGGGUUCUGCCUCUGCCCUUGGGGAAAUGAUAUCAGAAAUUUGCCCCAUUUUCUUUACAGUCUCUUUGUGUCUGUCAUUUCUCUUUCAAAACAGCGGGUUGUUUUUUUUUGUUGUUGUUGGUGGUGGUGGUGGUGGU
Messenger RNA from Nannospalax galili (Upper Galilee mountains blind mole rat), 3794 nucleotides. RefSeq names its product neuroligin 3 (gene Nlgn3). Lineage: Eukaryota; Metazoa; Chordata; Mammalia; Rodentia; Spalacidae. The coding region runs from base 276 to 2822 and encodes 848 amino acids. Gene Ontology annotation, cellular component: synapse; postsynaptic specialization membrane; cell surface. Gene Ontology annotation, molecular function: neurexin family protein binding; signaling receptor activity. Gene Ontology annotation, biological process: postsynaptic membrane assembly; modulation of chemical synaptic transmission; chemical synaptic transmission. The record is from RefSeq and is a predicted model, not a curated record. The transcript has 8 exons.